Closterium sp. Naga37s-1 is the source of this 1086-nucleotide messenger RNA. Lineage: Eukaryota; Viridiplantae; Streptophyta; Zygnematophyceae; Desmidiales; Closteriaceae. The record is from the annotation of a GenBank genome assembly.
AUGGAGCAUGCAAUGGGCGGCACGGGAGACACGAGAACUGGCAGCACGGGAGGCACGUGUAGGACACGGGCAGCAUGGGAAGCACUAGAACGGGUGGCACGGGAAGCACGGGAGACAUCGGAACAAGCAGCACGGGUAGCACGGGAACGGGAAGCACGGGAAGCACGGGAACAGGUGACACGGGAGACACGGGAACGGGCAGCACGGGAGGCACGGGUAGGACACGGGCAUCACGGGAAGCACGAGAACGGGCGGCACGUAGGACACGGGCAGCACGAGAGGCACGGGUAUGACACGGACAGCACGGGCAUCACGGGAAGCACGGGAACGGGCGGCACGGGAGACACGGGAGACACGGGCAGCAAGCACGGGCAUGGGAAGAGCACGGGCGGCAACACGGGUCGAGUAUGGGCUGAGCCAGGUCGCCACCCCGCCACUGCCACCACCAAUCCCGCUGCCCCCCCCCCACCACUGGCCGCCACCUCCAUUCUCGCUGCCCCCCUCUAUUCACCACACCCACCACGGCCCAGCACCACAGAGGUAGGUUCAGACGGGGUGCUCGAUGGCGGGUUCGUCAGCGGGCUCGUUGGCGCGCUCCCUGUCGGGUCCGUUGGCGAAUUCGUCGGCAGGCUCGCUAGCGCGCUCGCUGGCGGAUCCAUCGGCGGGUUUGUUGGCGAGCUCGUCGGCGGGCUCGCUAGCGCGCUCGUUGGCGGGUGCGUCGGCGGGUUUGUCUGCGGGCUCGCUGACGCGCUCGCUGGCGGGUCCGUCGGCGGGUUUGCGGGCGUGCUCCCCAUGGGCAGAACGCACGGGAGGCCACGGGCAGCACAGGAGGCACGGGAGGACACGGGCAGCACGGGAGGACACGGGCAGCACGGGAGGCAGCACGGUACGGGCAGCGCGGGAGGCACGGGAGGACACGGGCAUCACGUGAGGCACGGGAGGACACGGGCAGCACGGGAGGCAGCACAUUGCGGGCAGCACGGGAGGCAAGGGAGGACACGGGCAGCAUGGGAGGCACGGAAGGACACGGGCAGCACGGGAGGCACGGGGACAAGGCAGGGGAUGAGUGGAGGAGGAGGCGGCUGA